Coniophora puteana RWD-64-598 SS2 is the source of this 1705-nucleotide messenger RNA. RefSeq lists its product as uncharacterized. The coding region runs from base 80 to 1705 and encodes 541 amino acids. The record is from RefSeq and is a predicted model, not a curated record. The transcript has 2 exons. Lineage: Eukaryota; Fungi; Basidiomycota; Agaricomycetes; Boletales; Coniophoraceae.
CACUCUAUCCCAAGGUUUGCAUCUACAUGAAUCGCACACAUUUCAGCUAAACUUGCUUCAAUCGAGCAUAACCUCUUCCAUGAUGGUCGCCAGUUCCCUUCCUGCCGAGCUCCUCCUCCUCAUCUUCAAGGAUUGCACGACGCUUGCUCAUGCUCAAGACGGUCUCACAUGGUACUUCCACAAGUGCCAACCUCGCUGCCUCCUAGACUGGGUACAAGUCACGCAUGUCUGUCAGAGGUGGCGCGCUAUCGCUCUCGGAUGUCCAUCGCUAUGGAGUCACUUUGUCUUUCUAUCCUCAGAUUGGGCCAAAGAGAUCCUUAGUCGUGCGGGCACGUCUCCUCUAACCAUCUCCUAUGCCGGGAGUAAGCGGGAUGAAUGCAUUGCGUUCUUCGCGUGGUGGUUGAAAAAAGCGCGCACUACUGAAGGUAACUUCCAACCGAACGAGUCAUCCCGUCUCUGUCUACCUCAGCAGUCUGCCGUCGGCUCUCGUUAUGUCUCCCAUCCGUCCAUCCAAACCUUGGUUUUGAACCACAUGCUCGAGAAUGACGCUGGUUAUGCUAUGAGCACUAUGCUGUUCUGUCCCACUCACUUGAAAAGACUGCAUCUCAGCAAUAUAGAUCUUUUCGGGAAAUCCAGCCUGUACCUGUACCUUGGAGAUAUGGUGUCUCUGGAGGAGCUCGUCCUGUUUGACUGUAUCCCCAACAUCGACCUCCCAAGCCGUCAACCAUUACGUCUGCCUCAUCUCACGCACAUACAUCUCGAUGGCCUUUUGCAUCCCAGUGUUGACUUCAUCGCUAUGCUUGAGCUUUCUCAGCCCCUCCUCUCGGUUAGCCUUGAAGACUCCUCGAGAGGUUUGCAUGAUGUUGAUCGAACCAUUGAGCAUCUCCAACGACUUAUCCCGGUUACCAGCAUUUCCCCCACGGCUGCCUCUCCAGUGCAGCUUGACUUCCCAAAUCACUAUUCCGCACUCCGUGCGGGGGGACAAUCUGAGUUUGGAGAGCAUCCGUCGACGUACGUAUUGGCUACUUGGGACCGCCAGAGGGUUGAGUCCCUUGGCUUGAUUUCCUGGCUACGCAAGGGCGAGAUCCCCAUGCUUCCUAGCGCUCCUCCACAACGCGACAAUGAUGUCCGAAUGUCAACUCUCUACGAAACAGAUCCCGAUCUCUACAUCUCCUCCAGGUUGGAAAUCGGAGGCACACCAGACCGCUGCGUACUGGCCGCUCUCUGUAGAAUCUUUUCCCUACGCUCGGUCGUGUUCGCAAGUAUCAUGGAGCCUGUCUACGCCACCAUCGAGGACGAACAUCGCUGUGCUUUUCGAGCGGGCGACAUUCACCAGUUCCUUACUGAAAUGCCGUCGCUCUUGGUCCUCGAAACGGUCAAUACUGAUCUAAGGGACCUUGUUCUUGCGCUUGCCCACCAUAAAGACGGUAUACCUGUAACGGAGCUACAGGAGCUCUGGCUGGUGAACGUCGACUUCUUCAACAGGGACGGGAUGUCGCAGCCGUGUCUUUCCUCAUGUCUCGCUACUCGCGCCAAAAAGGGGUUCCGGCUGAAGAGACUCGUCUUGAACAAGUGCAAUCAUAUCACACAGGAAAUACUGACAAAGCUCUGUGAUCUGGAGGCACUGGAAGUGGAUUUGGACGAGAGUUUUGUCAGCAUAUCUACGGAUGACUGGCUGAAGAUCAGAAGCAGUCGUACGGCAUGA